CGCAGGGGGGAGGGGCUAGCGCCGCUGCAGGUCUGUUGACGGAGCUAACUAAACUCCAUCAUCUAGCUAGUUAGCAGCCGAUGUGCUGACCGCUGUCGGUGAUGUGCUGGCAACAAGAGAACAUGGACUAGCUAACUGAGAGUUAUCCUCUUGUUUUGACAAUCACUAUCGAGCCGAGGACCUUCCCUGGUGGUUGUAAUUAGCCCCUUCAUUCAUGCUUCACACAGGAGUUUGAGCUCCGAGUGGCGGGCAAAGCUCAGUCAUCAGCUCGCUGGGACAACUGGGACAACACGGCUCAAUCACCGAGUAGCAGCAUGGUGGUCCCGGAUAGUGCCAGCGUGGUCACUCAGCCUGACAAUGGCAGCCCCACUGGCCUCACCAAGAGCUCAGAGCCUGGGUGCGAGGAGGCAGGGGAGGGGGGUCAAGACCUGGCAGGGGUGGAGCUGGAGGAGGUCCGAAAGUUGCAGGAGCUCGUUCGCAGGUUGGAGGUCCAGAAUGAGACCCUGCGCAGCAGAGGAGGCAAGACCAUCAUCCACACAGGCAACAGCAACCUCACAGCCGCUGUGAAUAUCAACGAGAGGCUGAGCUGUGAAGAGGUGACCAACUCCUGCCUCAGGUUGGAGCACAGCGGCAAGCUGAGCAGCACGGACUUAAAGCUGUCACCGCCUCAGGACAGCAGCAGCAGCGAGGAGAUGUCUCCUCUGCCCGUGGCCAACAGGCUGGAGGAGGAGGACGAAGAGGAGGAUCGGGGUCCUUGUGGGGGCUUUCUGACUUUGACCUGCAGGAACGGAGCGGGACAGUCUCAGGGGCAGAGCCAGACACCAGAGAGCCCCUCUCAGGAAAGUUAUGAGUCAGAGACACUUGCAGAGAGCGACACAGGGGUGGACCAAACUGCGCUGGAUGAGGUGGAUGUCCUAGAUUUGGAGGAUGAGUGUGCAGAAGUAGAGGACGAGGACAGUUGGUUAUAUGUGUCUCCUAAAAAGCAAGUAGCAGAUCAAGGCCCAGAUUCUCCUUUGAAGUGGUGUCGGCAGGUUCUUGAUCAACGCAGUCCAGAGACAGAAAUGGCUUGUCGGACCCUGAUCAACCGCUUGGACCAGACGUCUCGAUGGAGGAACAUGUACAGCAGCCCAUCAGAGGCAGGCUCAGCAGGCUCAGGCCUGAUCUCUCCUGGGUACCACAAAUCAACUAACAAAUCCCUACUAACCUGUGGCAGCUCAGGUGUUACUAGCAUGCACUCAGCCCUAAGCUCACAGUCCUCCAUAGACAGUGAGCUCAGCACAUCAGACGACUCCAUCUCUAUGGGCUACAAGCUGCAGGAUCUCACUGAUGUCCAGAUCAUGGCUCGCCUUCAGGAAGAGAGUCUGAGGCAAGAUUAUGCUUCCAGCUCAGCAUCUGCAUCACGGCGCAGCUCCACAGCAUCUCUGCAGUCCCUGCGCCGGGGUGGUACGUACAGUGACCAGGAAUUUGACAGUUACAGCCUGGAGGAUGAGGAGGAUGAGUUCUCCUCCAUGCCCCAGCGACGACACCACUUCACCCCUUCACCAUUAGGCUCACCCCGGUGCCUCUCUCCCUCCACCUCCAACCACGGUCAGGAAUACAGCAGCCGACUCGGGGCUCCACGCACAAGAACCCCUAGACGGUCUCUCCAGGGCCCCAGUGCAGAGCUGCUCAAAUUUGCCAAGAGCGAAGAGGAGUUGAGGCACAGCAUGCCUAAUCUGGCCCCCCGUACCAGCCUACGUUCCCUGGAGGCAGUCAGAAACAGCCGCAGCAUGGAGGCUAACCUCCAGAGCUCUGGCAACCGCAUGUCUCACCUGACUCACUCCCCCUCCACAGGUAUGGCUUGUAGUCGCCUGCGUAGCAACGGCCAGUCUCCUCUCUCCCUGCGGACUCCGGUUAAAGCCAUCAAUCCCGUGGGCUCCAUGGCAGCUGGCCGUCAGCCUUCCAGAGGUCUGCCUGUCAUCCAAGGGCCACCUGCAGGAGGGGGCCGCAGGGUCCAGUCGCCAGGUUCUGCUAACGGAGGAGGCUACGUUCCCGGGAGGGCCUCGACUGGGGGAGGCAGGCCUGUAGUGGGGCGAGGUCAGGCUGUGCCAUCAGGCUCCACAAGAAGUAAACUUUCACACCCUCCCAGGAGGUCUUUAGGAAUGACUAAAAUCUCUGAUGAAUCCUGGAAAGACGGAUGUUACUGAGUUUUGCCAGUGAUGAAGGAUGUUCACUGCUGCAAGAAUCACCUGACUUCUCCGUGUUACCUCUCAACACAAAAGAAACAACACCCACUGUGUCCACAAAUGUGUUACACAACCUCUCGGUCCCCCCAUUUCAGACUAGAGCGCUGGGCUGCACUGGAUUUGUAGUUAAUCUCUUUCCCUCGCAUGAAACAUUGUCAACCCACACAAAGAGAGGAUGUGUAGGCAGACGAGAAGACACACAUGCACACUCCACUUGUUAUAUGGACCAACUCGGAGCUUCCAGAAGAUUCGUUUGUGUCAAUUUUACUUAUUUUUCUAUGGUAAUCGUGAGAAACUGCUGGAAUAUUAAGGGUUGUAUUACUGUACUGUUGAUGUAAUUGAUAUGAAGACAAUUUAAAUGAAGAUAUUGCUGGUUUGUUCAUUUUUCUGUGUGAAUUACUACUAGAUGAAGGUGCUGACUAUUGCAUGCUUGGUUUUGUUGUUUUCCCUUUGCCCAACAGCCUUUUCAUCAUUAUCCAAUUGCAAUAUGACAAAUCUUCCAUGUGUCCCACAAUGAUUUUUGCGAAUUUAUGAAUGUUCGAGUGGUUCAUAGUGAAAUUGUGUUUAGAUUUGUGUUGUAGUUGUGUUUUGCUACUUGCUUACACAGCAAUGCAACUCUUGUAAACCACACUGCCCUUACGAAUUAUAUACAAAGGAAAAAUAUGGUUUGUGCCAAGGUGCAUUACAGCUGCAACUCUUUAAUUCCAGAAGUAAUCAUGUCAUUACAGGUACUGUUACAGUACUGAGUUUUCCAGGCAUUUUACUGCAUAUCUAGAGGUGGAUUUGAGCAUUUGGAAAAAAAAUGUUUAUGCACAAAGGCCUUGUGCCUUAGUCAGCUAUGCACCCUCAUGAAGAGUGCCUCUGAAAAUUAGGAGCUGUAAUAAAAAUUAAUAAUAAAGUCUACCCUGAAACUGUA
Acanthochromis polyacanthus (spiny chromis) is the source of this 3141-nucleotide messenger RNA. Its product is annotated as SLAIN motif-containing protein-like. Lineage: Eukaryota; Metazoa; Chordata; Actinopteri; Pomacentridae. Gene Ontology annotation, cellular component: microtubule plus-end. The transcript has 9 exons. Gene Ontology annotation, biological process: cytoplasmic microtubule organization; positive regulation of microtubule polymerization; microtubule nucleation. The record is from RefSeq and is a predicted model, not a curated record. The coding region runs from base 315 to 2186 and encodes 623 amino acids.